AUGUUUUUGAUCUCGCUAGGUUGGCAGCCUCGGUGGUUUGUUUUAGACAAUGGGAUAUUGUCAUACUAUGAUUCACAGGAUGAUGUUUGCAAAGGCAGCAAAGGAAGUAUAAAGAUGGCUAUGUGUGAAAUAAAAGUUCAUACAACAGACAACACAAGAAUGGAGCUAAUCAUCCCAGGGGAACAGCAUUUCUAUAUGAAAGCAGUUAAUGCAGCCGAAAGGCAAAGGUGGCUUGUAGCACUAGGGAGUGCAAAAGCCUGUUUAGCAGAUACCAGAACUAAAAAAGAAAAAGAAAUAAGUGAGACCAAUGAAUCUCUUAAAACCAAAAUGUCUGAACUUCGUCUCUACUGUGAUCUUUUAAUGCAGCAAGUUCAUACAAUACAAGAAUUUGUUCACCAUGAUGAGACUCGCUCUCCUCCCAGCAUUGAGAACAUGAAUGAAGCUUCUUCCUUGCUUAGUGCAACAUGUAAUACAUUUAUCACAACACUUGAAGAAUGUGUGAAGAUCGCUAAUGCCAAGUUUAAGCCAGAAAUGUUCCAGCUGCCUCACCCUGAUCCCUUAGUUUCUCCUGUGUCGCCAUCACCUGUCCAAAUGAUGAAGCGUUCCAUUAGCCACCCUGGUCCUUGCUAUUCAGAAAGGAAUAAUCACUCUGUAAAAGAGCCAAUUUCAUCCCUUCACCGAUUUUCACAGCGGCGCAGAAGAACAUACUCGGAUACAGAAUCUUAUAGUGAUAAUCCCUUUGAAGAUUCUCAGAGAUCUGCUCACUGUUCUAGAAGUGCUGUCAAUGGAGAUCUGGUAUCAUCAACCAUUCCUGAAGAAAAUAAAUCAGUAUCAAAGGAAAGAUCUGAACUGGAAGAGACUCUUUCAUCCUUUUCUUCUUGAAGAAACUGAAAUUAUUCAAUUUUCUAUAAAUAAUGCUAUGCAAAGGCUGCUGUAAUUACACUGUUGUUAUAGGAAGUAGUCAUUUCCCUUUUUAGAAGGAUUUCUCUGCACUUUAUAGAAUAACAUAAAAACUAUCUUUGAAGUGUAUUUUAUCUUUGUAUAGUUUAUUUGCAAGAGUAUUUUCCUAAUAUUUCACAGUUUGAAUGUGCAUUUUUUGGAACAAAUGAUGGCUUAACAGAUAAGCGUUCGCAUUUGUAUAUGUAGCUCUUUUUAAAAAGUGUGAAGGUCUGA
This is a messenger RNA of Nipponia nippon (crested ibis), 1173 nucleotides long. NCBI's taxonomy places the organism in Eukaryota, Metazoa, Chordata, Aves, Pelecaniformes, Threskiornithidae. The record is from RefSeq and is a predicted model, not a curated record.